CACACUCACUGUGUGUUCAUCGGAAUCCGCCAUGGAUGACGAAAACGAGAGCUCCAAAUCAGCUGCACUCAAAAAUUCAAAUCUAAAAGAAGACAAAAUCGAAAAUUCCUUCGUACACAACGACGACGACGGAGUAACUGGUGCUAGCAGUGGAGCUGAGAGUUUACGAGAAUCAAAGACGGAAGCUUUAAUUUCAGAAACCCUAGCUCAUCCUAAUGUAGAAUCAUCCUUACAAAUUGAAAUUGAUAGCCAAUCCGAAUUCGAUUCAGAGUUCUCUCCCUCUUACCAACUUUCUGAAGUACCAGUGGAAUAUGAACUGCCCUCGUUUGGUUUCUCGAAAAAAAUCAAGGAUAGAAUUAGUGUUACAAAGCCUGGAACUUUGAGUGCUCAAACACGAACAGAACAUCAGCGACGUGUGCCUGAUGCCGCAUCCUCAUUGGAGCUGUCCUCUAUAUCCGUUGCACAGUCCAUUUCAUCAGUGCCAAGCGCAACUCUAGCAGAAAGACGAUCAUCAGCAGCAGUAAAUUGUAGCACAGGAGAAGUGGUUAAGCAGAGUUCCGACACCCAGGUUCUACCUCUUAUACCAGUUCUAAAGACACCAACUCGCGAUGGGUACAAUUGGCGGAAGUAUGGUCAAAAGCAAGUUAAAAGUCCUCAAGGUUCUCGGAGUUAUUACCGAUGCACUCAUUCUGAGUGUUGUGCCAAGAAGAUUGAGUGCUCUGAUCACACUAAUCGUGUUAUGGAGAUUAUUUAUAGAAGUCAACACAAUCAUGAUCCACCCCCAAUAGUAAAUAGCUCAAGGGAAAGCAAGUCUGCAGUAUUGUCUUCACCUACCAAUGGCAAAAGUAUAAUAGCUCAUCCAAGUAGAAAUCCUAGUGAGACCGUAGUAUCCUCCUUAAAAGAAAAUUUGCAAGAAAGUUUACCAAUUGCUGAGACAGCAAAUCAGGAUUCCGGUGGGUCUGACACUGACACUGACACUGAAAUCACUAUUAAAGAGGAGCAUAGUGACGAGCCUGGACAAAAGAAGAGGUCGAGGAAAAGUGAUGCAAACUGUUCUGAAUCUGUUUCUAAACCUGGAAAGAAACCCAAACUUGUGGUGCAUGCUGCUUGUGAUGUAGGAAUCUCAAGUGAUGGCUACAGAUGGCGAAAGUAUGGACAAAAAAUGGUGAAGGGAAAUCCCCAUCCAAGGAACUACUAUCGCUGUACAUCAGCUGGAUGUCCUGUUCGAAAGCACAUUGAGAGGGUUGUAGAUACCACAAGUGCUUUAACAAUAACAUACAAGGGAGUACACGAUCAUGACAUGCCCGUACCCAAAAAACGUCAUGGUCCACCGAGUGCACCUCUCAUUGCUGCUACUGCCCCUGCUUCCGUAACCAAUAUGCAUUCUAAGAAACCUGAACCGCUACAACAUCAAAAAUCGACCACACAAUGGUCCGUGGAUAAAGAAGGUGAGUUGACAGGUGAGAAAUUGGAUGUUGGAGGAGAAAAAGCAAUGGAAUCGGCUCGAACACUGUUGAGUAUUGGAUUUGAAAUAAAGCCUUGCUAAAAUUGUUUAGCUGCUUUGAUUUUUUUUUCUUGCAUUUAUUAGUUUUUCUUUAUAGGGCUUUCUUGUAGAAAUUUAGAAGAGUGUACCUUUUUUUAUAGUCCUCCAAUAUAUAGAUAGUCUAUACUCAGUUAUGUACAUUAUUGUGGAGCAAAAUAAUAGAACUUAAGAGGAACA
Solanum verrucosum is the source of this 1720-nucleotide messenger RNA. RefSeq names its product probable WRKY transcription factor 32. The coding region runs from base 32 to 1546 and encodes 504 amino acids. The transcript has 5 exons. Gene Ontology annotation, molecular function: sequence-specific DNA binding; DNA-binding transcription factor activity. Gene Ontology annotation, biological process: regulation of DNA-templated transcription. NCBI's taxonomy places the organism in Eukaryota, Viridiplantae, Streptophyta, Magnoliopsida, Solanales, Solanaceae. The record is from RefSeq and is a predicted model, not a curated record.